Molecule: messenger RNA, 4601 nt
Organism: Archocentrus centrarchus (flier cichlid)
Lineage: Eukaryota; Metazoa; Chordata; Actinopteri; Cichliformes; Cichlidae
Gene: itga8
Product: integrin, alpha 8
Exons: 30
Coding region: 147-3311 (1054 amino acids)
Biological process (GO): integrin-mediated signaling pathway; cell adhesion mediated by integrin; cell-cell adhesion
Cellular component (GO): integrin complex; external side of plasma membrane
Molecular function (GO): integrin binding
Source: RefSeq, a predicted model, not a curated record
GCGCAGCAGAGUGCAUGAAGGAAUCCGUGCGCAGGGAGAGUUGGCGGGCUUAAACUCGGGACAGCGCGAGCGAACCUCACCUGCACCUUGGAAUCUCUCUCUGUGUCUCGUUUUUGGGAAUAGUGAGCAGCUUGCGGUUCUUCGGGAUGGAGCGUGGAUGGGACAGUGUUUCAUCUGCUGGGAUGUUUAUUCUGGGUGUGCUGUCCGUGCUGUCCGCGCUAAACGGAGUUUGGGGUUUUAACUUUUACGCAGAGCAACCCACAGUUUACAGGGGGCCCGAUGGAAGCUAUUUUGGUUAUUCUGUGGACUUCUACCGAGCUGCCGCCGACAGCAACACGAUCAGUGUGCUGGUUGGGGCUCCCAAAGCGAACACCUCCCAGCCGGGCAUCAUGGAGGCCGGAGCCGUUUAUUACUGCCCCUGGCCUGGGCUGCCUGAAAGCUGCAGACAGAUACCUUUUGACAACUCCAACAACAGAAUGAUUAAGGUAAAUGGUACCAGAGAGCCUCUGGAGUUUAAGUCGCACCAGUGGUUUGGAGCAUCGGUCCGGGCACACAGAGGAGAAGUGGUGGCAUGCGCUCCUCUCUACCACUGGCGGACAGUGAAGAUAAGUGGGGAGAAGGACCCCGUCGGGACCUGUUAUGUGGCCGUCCAGAACUUCAGCGCCUACGCGGAGUACUCGCCAUGCAGGACCAAUGAUCCAGACCCAGAAGGACAGGGAUUCUGCCAGGCUGGUUUCAGUGUGGAUUUCACCAAGGAAGGAAAGCUGGUGGUAGGAGGACCUGGAAGCUUUUACUGGCAAGGUCAGGUGAUGACAGCAGGGAUAGCCGAGAUACUGAAUGGCUACUCUUUAAAGGCGGUGCUGAGACAGGGUUCGGGAGAGAAGCACACUAGAGCUGCUGAAGACACACACGAUGACAGCUACCUUGGUUACUCUGUGGCAGUGGGCGAGUUUACAGGAGACUCUGAACAAGAGCUUUUAGCUGGAGUCCCAAGAGGAGCACAGAACUUUGGAUAUGUGGCGAUGAUCAACUCUACCAACAUGACUUUCAUCCAGAACUUCACAGGGGAACAGAUGGCCUCCUAUUUUGGCUACUCUGUGGCUGUUACUGACAUAAAUGGAGAUGAGAUGGAUGAUGUGCUGGUCGGAGCACCGCUCUUUAUGGAAAGAGAGAUGGAGAGCAAACCCAGGGAGGUGGGAAGGGUAUACCUGUACCUGCAGCUGGCUCCACUUACUUUUUCUGAACCUGUCGCUCUCACCGGCACUCACACCUUUGGACGCUUUGGCACAGCUAUCGCACCACUGGGAGAUGUCAACCAGGAUGGAUACAAUGACGUGGCAGUGGGCUGUCCGUUCGGAGGUGAGGAGCGUGGAGGACGAGUAUUGAUCUUUAACGGAAACAAAGCCAUAGCCACAAAAGGCAUGACACUCAGCCAAGAGUUGAGAGCGGCCCACGCCCCCGGUGGCAGUUUGCCUGGAUUUGGAUUUACUCUGAGAGGAGGCCAAGAUAUGGACAACAAUCAGUACCCUGAUCUGAUCGUGGGGGCGUUUGGCGCAGGCGAGGUGUCAGUGUACAGGUCUCAAGCUGUAGUAUCUGUGGAAGCUGAAAUGAUCUUGACUCCCAAAAUCCUUAACCCCGAUGACCGACAGUGUCACCUGCCUCAGAUGAAUAUCAUGGUUACCUGCCUCAAAGUGGAUGUUUGUGCAGCCGUGAGUGGUGUGGGCAUCCCCAGCUCUGUAGACCUGAGAGCCGAGCUGCAGCUAGAUUGGCUCAAAGGCACCAGGGGUGGAGUGAAGAGAGUUCUUUUCUUGGACAGCCAGCAGCCUCAGCACACGGGAAUCCUGAGGCUGGGUCACAACCGCCCACGUACAUGCCUGAGCUACACAAUUUAUCUCAGAGAGGAGGAUGAGUUCAGGGACAAACUGAGCCCCAUCUCACUCGCUCUCAACUACAGCCUGGCUCCACCUCCUCUUGGCCAAAGUCUUCCACCUGUUCUUAACCGCUAUAGCAGCACCUUCCUCCAAGAGCAGGCUUACAUCCUCCUCGACUGCGGCGAUGACAAUAUUUGUAUCCCCGACCUCCAGCUUUCUGCCAGCGUGGACAGCACAGAGGUGGUGAUCGGAGAUGACAAUCUGGUCAUGUUGACCAUCACUGCGGUGAACCGAGGAGAGGGAGCCUACGAGACAGAGCUCUACACAUUGCUUCCACCUGAAGCUGACUACAUUGGAGUAGAACGCAGGGUGGAGUCUCUCUCUCAGUUAAAUUGUGAGUACAAGUUGAUCAAUGACUCCAGGAUGGUGGUGUGUGACCUCGGGAACCCAAUGGUGGCCGAGACAGAGCUGUCUGUUGGCUUGAGGUUUUCAGUCCAAAGGCUGGAAGAUGCUGGACCAAACAUCAGCUUUGAGCUACAGAUCCACAGCUCCAACAAAGAUAACUCAGAAAGCAACCUGGUCAGUCUGAAUCUGUCCGUCACUGCCCAAGCUCAGCUCGAUUUACGUGGGGUGUCUCAUCCCUCUCAGGUGGUGCUGCCAUUCCCAAACUGGGAACCAAAAGAGAAGCCUGUCAAAGAGGAUGAUGUUGGACCACAAGUAACACACAUCUACGAGCUCCAUAACUCCGGUCCCAGCAGCAUUGGAGAGGCUGAGCUUAAUGUUGGCUGGCCGUCUCGCUUCCGUGAUGAGAACCUGCUGUAUGCCAUGGAGAUUAAAACUGACGGACCAGUUAGCUGCCGGACAAACACCAGCCUUAACCCACACGGUCUGCAGAUCUCCGCUCUCCAGGACACACCAGAAUUACUGGGCUUCCUGAAGAACACCAGCACGCCUCCUCGCCGCCACAAACGAUCUGUCAGCACCGCACCGGAUUACCACAGUAAAACCUUGAACUGCACUAACGUCUCCUGUCUGAAGAUAAUGUGUGUGGUCGGGCGGUUGGAUCGUGGGCAGAGUGCGGUGGUUAAGAUUCGAUCGAGACUUUGGGCGCAUACUUUCCUGCAGCGGCGCAAUGACCCCUACGUUCUCAACUCUACUGUGUCCUUCGUGGUCACAUCGAUGCCUUAUCGCAUCCAACCCCCCACUCUGCCUCAGCACAGAACUGCGAUGGGGACUCUGGUGUUAUGGGGAACUCCUGAUGUGUCAUUUGCUGUUCCACUCUGGGUAAUCAUCUUGGCCAUAUUGCUGGGACUGCUAGUCCUGGCUAUACUGACAUUAGCCAUGUGGAAGUGUGGUUUCUUUGACCGGGCACGGCCACCUGCUAAUGACGACAUCUCCGACCAGGAGCAGCUGACGUCUGAUCAAACAGGUGAUGCAUAAGACGUGACAGCUGCUGGUUGUAAGACAGUGGUUUGGGAAGGAUGUGCACCUUCUGAAUGACUUAAAUCAGAUCUGAGAUCUGCAUUAGUCGGGACCUACAUUCCUUGGCUGGAGGUCUCGCUGUGAAUCAACUGGACUGAAAGGACAGACUAAGAAGUGCAGCGCCGCACAAACUGGGACCAAAGCAGACAGAGUGGGACCAGCACACUUAACAGGCUCAAUAACACACACGUCCUUUGUUUAUACAAUGCAAAGAAGCACCAGGACUGAAGAAAGUAUGGACUUUGUUAUGAAAACAGUGCUUUAAAUGUGUCUGUAACUGCACAUUUUUGUGCGAUUGUGUAAGUGAGGCACAAAGAGAUUUAGAUCUAUGCACGUGUGUGUGUGUGUGUGUGUGUGUGUGUGUGUGUGUGUGUGUGUGUGUGUGUGUGUGUGUGUGUGUGUGUGUGUGUGUGUGCGCGCGCACGCCCGGGUACUAUAUGUAUGUGUUUAUUAGGUGUCACUUGUGUCAUUCAGCUAUUGAUGUCUGUCACCACCAGACUUAAUUUAUCCAAGUUCACACACACAUAAGAUUCAGCCACAAGCAUAAACAAAAAGGCACAAAGUUGAAAUGUAUAUUUAUGAAUGUAUGUGCAAUAUUUGAGCGUUGUGAGCUUGUUUACACUGGCAUUAUUUUAUUAGAGCUUAAUGUUUCCAUUGUUUGUGUGCAUACUGUAAGUGAUUGUGAUAUUAUUGUUGCUGAAUGGAGCAUUUCUUUAGACUGCUUUAAGCUAAUACAUAGCAAUCCAAAAAAAAAGGAACAAAGUGAGACCAGUAACAACAAAAUAAGUUAUAAUUGUCUUAUAGUGAGUAUAAAAUUUAUCUUUGAGGAACAGAGCACAUAUUCACAGCAGAAGCUCUGUCCUGAUAAUUAGAGUUUUGUUUGUCAUGUUGGAUGUUUUAAAAAAAAAAUAGCAGUUGAUAAGACUUCAAAAACUUGCUGCAAAGCCACAGUCCAUAUCAAAAACACAACACAGUCUGAGACGGCGUACAUUACUGCACGUACUGUGUAUUACUUAACAGCACAUUUAAUGUUUGUUAAUUAUCUGUAUCAUGCACAGGCAGGCAGAACAAAGUGGUGAGAACAUCAGCAUUCCCCUGAGUUAAAAACGAAAUGUUCAUGUGCAUGUUUGAGCUGUUUUCGAUUUUUUUGUAUUGAGUGUGAAGUUUUCUUAGAAUAAAGUGUUGCUUGAUUACUGAUUGAUUGCUCAACUUCACAUCGCCGUGUCCAGUUAGAAGUUAAAGAAAUUU